CCCCGGAGCGCACUCAGUCCAGCCCGUACACUCCAUCCGCAACGCCUAACUUGAUCUUUUUAUACGUUUCUAUCGCUUCUCGUUCCGGUUACGCCUGCCGCCGUCCUCCCUCUCCGUGACGCGAUCGGCUCCAGCGCAGCUGCAUAUAUCUUCACUCACGACCAGCGCACGAUCUCCACCGCUAUCUGCUCUCUUCGGGGCUCUCAACAGUCACACCGCAAGUCUUUAUUGAACGCAAUCAACACCAGACCGUGCAUUAACCAUAUAAUUAACUGUCUAAAUGCAAGCUGUAGUCACCACAUCCUUGUCUCCUCCCGCAGGUCGUUUCACCCCGCCUGAAGACGUCCCCGCCUCCGUAGAGCGUCAUCAGCGUCAGCCGUCCCUUCCGACGGGGUUGCAAAAACCGACCAUGCAGUCUCAAUACAUGCACUCCCGCAACGCGUCUUCCGAUCUACCUUCCCUCGGAGGUGAUCGCUGGCGGCUCAACGGCGCCGGACAGUUAGUCGACGCAGAGACCACUCCCGAAUGGGACUUGGCGGAUCAGAUUGUCCGAUUGAACUUAGGCGGUGGCGAAGCCGAUGAAUUGCGAGGUCAGAUGCGUACUCCGCCGAACUCCAAGAACUCUACCACGGCUGUUGCGCAAUUCACCGAGACAAGCCCUCUAGAGUCAUCCGACGCCAGCGCUGGAUCCUCAUCCCCAGAACCCAGUCAGAACAGUCGUGGUAGCGCCAUUCACUCCAGGGACUCGUCUGCCGAUACAACCGACUCCGGGAGUCGUAAUCUCCGCGUCCCCCCUCUUACCCCGCCUCAGGUCGGUGCGGUGGGCGAGCAGCGCGAGCGGCCGCACUCCUACAGUGGCGGAUUGUCCAUGGCUGACCUCCGCCGCCUGCAGCAGGCGGGGGGCAGUCCAGUUGCCAAACCUCCGUCAGGAGAUACCACGCCCCAGCAACCGCAGCAACGAGAGUGGUCGACUCCGAACCAAUCGGAUCAGCCAACGUAUCCUUCACUGACCGGUAAUCCAACGGUUAUCCACGUUCCGGCCCAACGCCCGCAACCGCCUGUGGUUAAUGCACCUGUCGUGAUGACGUCGUUGGCUCCUCGUCAGGACGAGUUGGAAACCGAUUAUCAGAUGCAGCAGCGCCAGUUCAAUUCUCUUGGCCCUGCCCUGGGCAGUCCUGGCGUACCGUCCUUUAGGCCUAACAACGGACUAGCCCCUAUACCCUUCCGUCAGUCUGCUCGACUUCCAGGACCGGUGCCGCCCCAGGCAGGCUUCCCGUAUCCCGCUCAGCAUCAGCAAGCGCUCUCGAUGGGUACCCCUCAACAAAUGUACGAUAUGAUGCUGCCGAAUAUUGUCCAUGAAAACCCUGCCGUCGCACGCAUCCAGCAGCAGCAUGGCGCGUUCCGGCCGACGCACUCCCACUCUGCGUCUGACCCGGCUUCCCUUCGGGAAGCAGCUACUCUGGCCCAACUUCUCGCAGCCAACAACCUCCAGGCUUUCCCUGCUGGUGCUGGUGUUCCGGGAAUGUACCCUGCGUUGACGACCCCGCCUCCGCUUGCUGCCGUCUAUGGCAACCAGUUCUACCAGCCACAGGACAUGUAUGCAAUUAACGACCUUGCCGCCCAUGCCCAGCUCGUGGCAGCCAACAGGUUGCAGCCACAGUACACCGGACCCUACAAUGCUGCAGCGCCCGCUCAGUCUGCGGGCUUGAACGGUAGCAUUAACCCUGUUCAGGUCGAGGUGAAUCCCAACGGGUCGGGUCCGAGCGCGAACAACCGCAAGCUAGGGCUGUACAAGACCGAGUUGUGUCGCAGCUGGGAGGAGAAGGGAACUUGCCGGUACGGCACCAAAUGUCAGUUCGCCCACGGCGAAGAGGAGCUUCGCGUCGUUGCUCGCCAUCCCAAGUACAAGACUGAAAUUUGCAGGACUUUUUGGGUAUCUGGAUCUUGCCCGUAUGGCAAACGCUGCUGCUUCAUCCACACCGAGCUUCCCGCUGGAAGCGCACCUCCGGGCGCUGACGGAACCCCCCCGCCGACCAACUUGACCAACGGUCAACGUGCCCGCUCGAUGAGCACAAACAGUGACCCAAACGACGCAUCCACGUCAUUGCUCGCCCGCAUCUCUGCCAAGCGUAACCAGGGAUCUUCUCCCAGUGCGAACGUACCCGGGGCAGCCACGCCAGUGGAUGUUACCCCUCAGGCGACGUUCGCGCUUGGGUCACGUCCCGGUGCUUUGAGGGUCGAUACGACUGCCUUAGGUAGCACUGCGUCCAAGGAGAACAAAUCGGCUUUUCCGACGUUCAAUAGUGGUAUGAUACUUCCGACGAACGAGCAGCCGAACAUGUCCCCGAUUGCAGUGACUGCGCACCCUGAUUUCGGGCGCAAUGGCCGACUCGAUCUCAAUCAGAACCAGACGCGCCUGGGCAAGGGGGCUUCUAGUCCCAACAAUCGUCAUUCCUUCAAUGGCACUGAGAUUAGUCUCGAUCUCGCUAACGUGGCCUCCGCCCCGACGCCGACCACGUCGCUCGCGGUUUCCCCUCCGCAGAGACACACACAACCUCGGGCCAACGGUCACGUCCGAGCUGGGAGCGCCGGCAACUGGCCAACCACAUUCCGGAGUAGCCGAUUAGCCGCGCCGUCGCCCUAUUCGUCGGUGCCUGGCAACGAGCUGAAAACAGCCUCUCCUUGGACGUCCGAGUUAGCUAUUGGCUCCUCGAGGCGCAACUAGGGAUAUUUCACAUGACGAACGAGCGCCUUAUCGCCGGCGCCAGGGUAUUCGCCGCAGGCCCGGCGUCCAGGCCACACCGCGACAAGGUUAUGAUUAUGACUUCCGCAUAUACAUGGUCGGACAUCUCACGCCAUUUCAACGCCGACUGCUUCGGUCAGUUUCUCGACUAGAUGUGUAAACGUUCAUCGGUAGCGACCUUUCCCCGAUUCGACAAAAAAAAAAGGAAUAACUUGUUGACCCAUGUCUUCCGUUGCCCAAUCUGUGCUCGACCCUCGUAGCUGCCCCUUCACGACCACCCUUUCCUGGUUAUUUCUUGCUCAUUCUCGUGUAUUUGAGGUUCCUCAUCGUCAACCGCUGCAUCGUAUCACUUGCUUGUUCCAUGUUUUUAUUCCUUUUAUGAA
Punctularia strigosozonata HHB-11173 SS5 is the source of this 3126-nucleotide messenger RNA. RefSeq lists its product as uncharacterized. Gene Ontology annotation, molecular function: mRNA binding; metal ion binding. NCBI's taxonomy places the organism in Eukaryota, Fungi, Basidiomycota, Agaricomycetes, Corticiales, Punctulariaceae. The coding region runs from base 281 to 2725 and encodes 814 amino acids. The transcript is spliced from 5 exons. The record is from RefSeq and is a predicted model, not a curated record.